Messenger RNA from Zeugodacus cucurbitae (melon fly), 1106 nucleotides. It is a transcript of the gene mge, whose product is annotated as mitochondrial import receptor subunit TOM22 homolog. Lineage: Eukaryota; Metazoa; Arthropoda; Insecta; Diptera; Tephritidae. Gene Ontology annotation, biological process: intracellular protein transport. The transcript has 3 exons. The coding region runs from base 454 to 906 and encodes 150 amino acids. Gene Ontology annotation, cellular component: mitochondrial outer membrane. The record is from RefSeq and is a predicted model, not a curated record.
AACAACCACACUUUGACAUUUGUAUCGCAUGUAGUACAUUUUCAUCUUCCGCGGAAAAUUUCUUUUUUUAUGCCGAAUGUAAAGAAAGUGCGUGUGGUUUUUCCUCUGUUGUGUAAAUAUAUGGCGGAAUAAGAAAAUCGAUUAUUAUUCCAAAUAAAACGCAAUAGUUCAUUCAUGCGAAUCUACGUGUAAAUUGAAGGAAUUUAUAAUCCGUGCGAUCCUCGUGUUUUUGUUCCGGUUGUUUUAGAUUUGCUCAAUAUUCCCGUGCUUGCGAAGUAAUUGUAGCUGUUUGAUUAAAAAGACUCAUUUACAAAUAAACCAAGUAGUGCUUUAAAAUACCAACAAAACAUAUUUCCAAGUAUAAUUCUGUUCUUCCACUCAUACCCGAAAGCGACGUAGGGGUACGUCGUGCAAAAAAUAGCAAAAGUGGAUUCCGUAAAGAUUGAAGAUUUAAUGGAUUCUGAUCCUGACAUCGAAAUCAUCGAAAAGGAUAGCGGAAUGUCAUCAUUGGGCGGAAGCAAAGACGAAACACCAGAACGACGGGCUAUUGAAAAAGUUACGGCGCCUAAAAAUUCAGACGAAGAAAAUUACGACGACGAACCAGAUGAAACCCUAGGCGAACGCCUUUGGGGUCUAACAGAAAUGUUCCCGGAACCAGUCCGACGAUUAACUGGCAAAAUGGUCGAUCUUACAACCACCAGCAUUAAGGGUCUGUACUCAUUUUCGUGCAAUGCUUCCUGGAUUUUCUUUACGAGUUCAGUUAUUUUGUUUGCACCCGUUAUAUUUGAAACGGAACGCGCACAAAUGGAAGAGAUGCAGAAGUCCCAGCAGAAGCAGGUGCUACUAGGUCCAGGUACGGCGAUGGAUCGUGCUGGUCCACCACCAUCGUUACCACUUAUUCGUUAAGUUUGUAUAACUUCAACUGAUAAAUUUGUAAGAAAAGAAAGAAAAUACCCCGCAAAACCAAAAUAAUUAAUCCUCUUCAAAUUAAUCAAGAAAUACAAUCUGGCAAGAGGAAAAUUCCUGUAACGCGUUCAUCGUUUAUUGAUAAACAAAAAUGCAAUUUUCUUGUAGACGUAAAAUAAAAUUAAUUACUAUUGAAAAUA